CGUGCGCCAAUAGCUGCGAGUACAAGUACAUGUAUCUACAUUCUCCAACCCUCACCCUUUACGCCCCUGCCGUUGGCCCCAGUCUGUGGCACAGCAUCUCCUCCACCUCAUAUACAUACCAAACCACCCGACCGCUUGCCCAUUCGUUGCACACUGCAUCUUUUCUCAGCCCUGUCCGUUACCUCACGAUCACAUUCAUACACCAUGUUCACGCUCAAAUUCUACGUCUCAAUACUGCCCCUGCUGUCAACACUCCAUUCUGCAACAGCAGUGCCCUCGCGAGCGUACUGUCGAUGUGUGACUUUCAACGAAAAUGAGCCAUGGGCUUCAUCUCCCGCGCUGCUGGAUGCCUCCAGGCGAGAUGACAUCUGCUCUAAACUGGGCCCCGAGUUGGAGUUAUGGCGGCACGGCGACCCAGCUGCGUAUGCAGCCUAUUUCGACGAGCUCGUGGAGGAGAAUGUCUGGUACCCGCCUCCAGAAGACGAACUGAAACCCCUACCAACCGGCGUCCUUAUGGAAAUAUCCAUGCCUCGAAACACCUAUCACUACGAAGGACCCCCUUCCAGCGCCCCGACCGUACCACCCCGGAUCGUGUGCCGAUCUGAGUCACCGCGGCAAGUGGCAGACCCUGAUUCAGACUCGAGCCUGUUCUACAUGGCCGUAAUCCUUACGAUGAUCUUCCUGGCCUGUGUCGCAGAGUUUAUCAACAUACUCCUCGCUCGACUAUCUACCGAAAAAGCAUCAGUACGACUUCCAGGCUCCGAGAAACGCCUCCGAGCGUGGUCAUCACCGGACUGCGAUGUCACUGAUGGGUUAAAUCGCGAUGACCCCCUUUCGGAUCCAAUAUUCAUCGACGAGAAGGCGCAAUGAAUCAUGAGACCUGCAUCAUGUAUUUUUUUUUCUUUCUUUCCACACUGCAGCAUUUAAGCGAUUUUGACGGUGCCUAAAAAAUUGCACCACUCUUGGGUCUUGGAGAUGUCACGAACUGCAUAUUGAACGGAGUUGAUUGGGUCAGAGCGUUGGUAGCGUGCAUGUACAGAUCUAGGCUUCAAAUGCCAAUAUUGUGGCUAAAGCACGUGUAUUAUGACGUUUUUUGCCUUGAUAAAGGCAAACUGAUGUCGUGAUGGGUGGCGUGCGGAGAUUAUCGCUUUGCUCCCGGCGUGCCCAUCCGAAGGUGUAAUUCUACCGAAAGGGAAUAAAUUAGAGAGAUCCAGCA
Messenger RNA from Mytilinidion resinicola, 1216 nucleotides. RefSeq lists its product as uncharacterized. Lineage: Eukaryota; Fungi; Ascomycota; Dothideomycetes; Mytilinidiales; Mytilinidiaceae. The record is from RefSeq and is a predicted model, not a curated record. The coding region runs from base 205 to 870 and encodes 221 amino acids. The transcript has 3 exons.